Linum tenue is the source of this 2264-nucleotide messenger RNA. The record is from the annotation of a GenBank genome assembly. Lineage: Eukaryota; Viridiplantae; Streptophyta; Magnoliopsida; Malpighiales; Linaceae.
AUGGAUAUUGGGCGGGAAAAUAAAACAAAAUAGCAAUUAAGCAGCCGCUCAAACGCUACUUUUCGCCCAGGGAAAGAAAUUGAAGCAGGAAGGACACAGUCACACAGCCGGGGAGAGAACCCAGAGGGAAAGAUUCCGACCGACGCCGGUGGAAAUGAGAGGUUAUCAUCGCGGGCAGAAGGAUUCCUUCAUCCCACCGCCGGGACAAGACCACCACCGUCGUCAAUUCAAAGCCUCCCGCGACUCCGACGCGAGCUUCGCCAGCAGCCGCCCGUCGUCCGUUGGCGUCGGCCGCCCGUCCGCCGCUCUGGUCGAUGCCUACAAGGACCGCUCCCACCAGGCGGAAACUCUUCGCGCCAUCAACUCCUACCUCUCCUCUCAGUCCUCGUCCAUCGUGCUUCCCACGGGCCAAGCCCCUUCCAGCAAACAGAUCAAGGAAACCGUAGCUUUCCUUCUCCUGCAGCUCGAUUACCCGGUCGAGCUCAAGUCUGUCGAAGACGAUCUGUUGAGCGUUCUCAAAUUCUUCAAAUGCCCUAUCAAGAUCAACGGGUCUACGCUCCGCGCUCCCAACACUCCGCACAAUUUCCCUUCCUUCCUCGCCCUAAUGCACUGGCUGGUUCAUAUUGCCAAUUGUAGCGAGCAUCUCAGGAAGAAGUCAGGUUCGUCUCUUAAAAAUGAUGAAAUACUUGCUCACGCCUUCGAUACUUACUUGAAGUACAUUGCCGAUGACCAAGACUCGGAAGAGGCGUUGGAUGCGGAAUUCACAGCCAAGUUGGAGAAGGACAAGGAUGAAGUCAAGGAAGGGAUUGCGUGGUUGGAGAAUGAGUGUGGUGAAUUGGCUGCCGAGGUGGAGAGGUUGAAGACUGCGCCGUCGGAGAGGGUGAGAUUGGAGACGGAGAAGGGUUGUCUGGAACAGGACGUGAGCAAGUUCCAUGUCAUGUUGGGGGAGUUCAAACAGAGAAUCGAGAGCACGGAGAAGGUGUUGCAGGAAAAGCGAGCCGCCAUCGUUGCCAAAGUUGAGGAGACGAAUAGGUGCAUCGCCGAGAAUGAGGAGUUGAAGAAGCAGGUAGAGAGCCAGAGUUUUAAUAUCCGGGAUGCGGAAAGGAUGAGGAGGGAGCUUCAGGCGGUGGAGAGAGAAUUCGAGGAGGCGGAAGCUUCGAGGAACGAGUUGGAGGAGAAGAUAUGGGACCUGGAAGCAACGAUUGGGAAAAAGUUCAAGGAGCUUGAGGCAGUGGCCAUGGAUUGUAACCAGGAGGCUAGGAGAUUGAAGCUUGAGAACAUCUUUCAGCAUGGCUUGAAUGCUAACGGUUCCACCCCUGCUGAAGUAAUGGGGAUCGACUACAAGUCUACGCUUAAACCUAGACUUAAUUCCCUUGCUGAUGAUCUAAAGAAGAGCUGUUUGUUAAAGUUGGAGGAGGAUAUGUCGCUUCAGCAACAAUCAUCAGAAUUGGCAAAUAAGCUGGAUAUCAAAAGACAAGAUCUUUCCCAGCUCCAGUCUCAGAUUGAUGAAAUGGAAGCCCAGCUGAAUCAUAUCAAGACAGAAAUAGAGGAUUACCAGAGCAGAUGUGCAUUGGAAGCAAAAAGCAUGGUGGAAAGCAUUGGAAACGAGGCACAUACCUUGAUGUUGUUAGAAAAAGAAGCUGCAGCUAUUCUGCAGGAUAAGAAGGUAAAGUUAGGAGAAGCAAUCAAACAAAGUGAAGAACAAGUCCAAAUGAAAGCUCGUCAACUUUUCACCCUGGUGGAUUCAGUCUCAAAGUACAAGGAGCACACUGACUCCUGUAUCUCGCGCAUGAAUAACAAGCUCACUGAAACUGAGGCUGCUAUUUCAGAUGCCAACAAUACUGUUUUACCCCUUCAACUGCGCACCAAUUCUACAGCCUGAGGUAAAACAUGCUGCUAAGAUUGGUCUACAAUGAAAGAUCACUAUGAUCAAAAUCUUUUCUCCUUUGGCAUUUUCUUCUCUAGUCUUCCUUGCAAUGAUUUCUAUUCUUGCAUAUACAUUACACUGUGUAUGACAUCCUCAUGAGACGAAAUGUUAAUAUUAUUAUAUGGUCUUGACAUUGGAGCUAGACUAUGAGGUCAAUGUUGAUAUUUGCUAGAAUAUGAUCAAAGUCUUUCGUUGAGCUAGACUGGUCAUGGUUCAAGAUACGAGGUUAGAAGAUCAGUGUGAAUCAAUCGAAUAUACAUAUUGUGUUUUCUUGAUUAAUUUUCGGAUUUCGAUGAUUGAUAGUAGGUCUAUAAUUAAUGAAAUUUUACUUGAAUCC